GAGAAAUGUAUGGCGCCACUUGCCGGAUGAUAGUUUGAUAUCAUGAAAUGAUAAUAUUGCCGGUUUAUCCGAAUGAUGCCGCGCAAUAGUUGAUUUUGUAGAAAGUAAACUAAUCAUUUAUAUUUGUUUGUAAACAUAAACGUAAAAAGUUAAUCUAGUUUUAUAAGUUAAGAAUAAAAUAAGUAAAUAAUACUGAAUUUAAUUAUAUCAUGGCUGACGAGACGGAACAGGUGCCAGCAAUAAAUGUUAAAGAACCCUUAGAUCUUAUAAGAUUGAGUCUUGAUGAAAGAAUAUAUGUUAAAAUGAGAAAUGAGAGAGAGUUACGGGGGCGAUUGCAUGCUUACGACCAACAUUUGAAUAUGGUAUUGGGUGAAGCAGAAGAAACUGUAACUACAGUAGAAAUUGAUGAAGAAACAUACGAGGAAGUGUAUCGUACGACUAAAAGGAAUAUUUCUAUGCUUUUUGUUCGUGGUGAUGGUGUAAUUUUGGUUUCACCACCAAGCAUGAGAGCACCAAUAUAAAAUUUCUAUUUACAUUGAAUCUAUUU
Molecule: messenger RNA, 547 nt
Organism: Apis florea (little honeybee)
Lineage: Eukaryota; Metazoa; Arthropoda; Insecta; Hymenoptera; Apidae
Gene: LSm3
Product: U6 snRNA-associated Sm-like protein LSm3
Biological process (GO): mRNA splicing, via spliceosome
Molecular function (GO): RNA binding
Source: RefSeq, a predicted model, not a curated record